CCAACAUUGAUAUAGGUGCAAUGUGCACCGUUUUCUGAGCCAAACGUAUUUUUUCUACACUGCAUACCCGCGCCUUGGCCCUCCAAUCUUUUCCGGUCUAAUAUUUUGAGUUCACUGUUAAGGUGCGAGUGUGUCCACUCAGCUCUCAUCAUGGUCAAAAAAGAACCCUUUCCAUCAUCUUCUUCCCCCUCCCGGAUACACAAGCUCCCACUAUUUGUCUUCAGAUAUGUUACACGUGAACUUGUGUCACCUUUGGUUUCUCCCUCUUCACAAGUGUGUGCAACUUUGACAAAGGAGGAAAGAAUCUCAAUGGCCUUAGGCCAUCAUUCCUUCGAGCACAGUGAGCUCAUUACAUUAUCGAGGGUGACAAUAGACAGAAGGAAGCUUAAGAACGCAGGGACUCUCUGUAGCUUCUUUUUCAGCCAUUAUAUUCGAUUUAGAAUAUUACGUUUCAGGCCAGGGCAACGAGAACGAGGAUCUUCUAGGUCUCUGAUAUCAAGUUGGGAGCAGAGCUGAGGUUGCGGCUUGAAUCUUCGUCCGGUAAUUGAGUCGAGAGACACUGCUGGAAGCUAGAGGCUCGAGUGACUGUGUCCGGGUACCAAAAGAGAUAAUUCUUAUUUUCUUAGGCUUUGACUGUGUAUCACUUGAGACUGCGUCUGUUUGCAGAUGCCAAAGGUCCACAUGGUUAGAAAAUCCCCCUGGCAUG
Molecule: messenger RNA, 706 nt
Organism: Coccidioides immitis RS
Lineage: Eukaryota; Fungi; Ascomycota; Eurotiomycetes; Onygenales; Onygenaceae
Exons: 2
Coding region: 151-516 (121 amino acids)
Source: RefSeq, a predicted model, not a curated record